This is a messenger RNA of Daldinia decipiens, 1172 nucleotides long. RefSeq lists its product as uncharacterized. The record is from RefSeq and is a predicted model, not a curated record. NCBI's taxonomy places the organism in Eukaryota, Fungi, Ascomycota, Sordariomycetes, Xylariales, Hypoxylaceae. Bases 47 to 1057 code for a protein of 336 amino acids. The transcript is spliced from 2 exons.
AAACAUCUUCCAUCUCUACUCAACACCCAACAUAACACUAUUCAAUAUGAACAAGACUAAGGAAGCAAUUCGUGAUUUUAUCGGUAAAUCUGGUCACCAUGAUACUACCGUACACGAAUCGGUUGAGCCAGCCGUGAAGAAGGAGACCAUUAAGCCAAGGGAACACGAAGAGGUCAAUACCGCUGUGAAUAAGGAAAUCCACCAAGAUCAUUAUCAUCGUACUGUACAGCCAGUUCAUGAUCAAGAAGUUCUCCCCGAGCAGCACCAGCAUAAAGUCGGGGCGGUCCAACAUCGAGACUAUGAUCACAGGGACCACGACACCACAAAGAAGGCAUUGGCCGCCGAGAAUGAAAAGUUUAGAGACGAACAAGUCAUCCAUGAUACCAAACACACACAAAGUCAUGCCCCUACAGUUCAGGGAGAGCAUGUUCACCAUCAUGUCCACGAGACAGUACAGCCUGUGCUUCACAAAGAAACCAUUCAGCCCAGCGUAGUCCACACCACGGUGCCAAUUCACGAGACUCACCACAACCCUGCUCAGCACCACUCUACAACCUCUUUGCCUCCGGUCAGCGCAGAAGAAUACCGGCAGCGUGGAGGCGCGUUAGCUGGGGAAAAGGAGCGCUUUGAUGCUUUCGAAGGCGAGCCGAAGACCAUUAGAGGAACUCUCGAGACUAUGCACGAGAAGGGUACCGGUCUCAAAAACCCCCCUGAUGGGGUUUUUCAUGGAGAUUUUGACCCCUUGGAUGGAGGCCGAGACCACCAAGUAUCUGGCGGGUCAAAGAAUGGUCGGGCUUCUGCCACAACUUCGGGUGCAGGUGUAAAUCAAGGCAUGACCAGCCAGUCUUCUGUUCAGAGGGAAUAUCGCGACACUGCCAGGGGAACAUCGGGUAAUCUGGAGACAGAGCGCCACUCCAACGCUUCCAGAACCGCGGGAACUACAGGGACUACGGGUGCUACAGGAACUACGGGCACGAAAGAGCACCCGAGCCUUUUGGACAAGUUGAAUCCCAUGACAGAUUCGAACGGGGAUGGAAAGGCUGGAUUUAUGAAAUGAUAGUAACGAAUUGGAGAUUGAUCAGUAACUAAGGGGCACCUAAGUGUGGAGAUUGGUUUAUCUCGAAGUAAAGGACGUUUAAUAUUAACUCAAUAAAUACAAUGAUAAUCGCAGC